Molecule: messenger RNA, 926 nt
Organism: Dreissena polymorpha
Lineage: Eukaryota; Metazoa; Mollusca; Bivalvia; Myida; Dreissenidae
Product: prefoldin subunit 4-like
Exons: 4
Coding region: 127-528 (133 amino acids)
Biological process (GO): protein folding
Cellular component (GO): cytoplasm; prefoldin complex
Source: RefSeq, a predicted model, not a curated record
UAUAUUUUAAUGUAUGAUCAUAACGUAAUGUCAACACCAAAUGCUAUCAAUUACAAGUGCGAUUCUUAAUUUGCAUGAAGACAACUUAUUUUAUUUCAUUAUUAUUAUUACGUGCAAUCCUGCAACAUGGCGACUACCAUUAAAGAAGAUGCUGACGCUCAAGUUACAUUUGAAGAUCAGCAGAAGAUCAACAAAUUCGCCAGAACAAACGUAAAGCUUCAAGAUAUAAAAGAAGAAUUAAAAGCAAAACAGAAGGAACUAGAGAACCUGGAGUUCGCGGAGGAGGAGCUCAUGAUGCAAGAAGGGGAUGAUGCCCCCAUACCAUACCAGGUUGGUGAAGUGUUCAUCAGCAUAAGCUCAGAGGAAACGAACCAAAUGCUUGAAAAGGCGAAGGAGGAAACAAAACGUGAGAUGUCAGAGCUUGAGAAACUUGUGGAGGCUAAUAAAAAGACUCUUCAGGAUCUGAAGGUUGAACUGUACGCCAAGUUUGGAACUAACAUUAAUCUGGAAGCUGAGGAAGAUUCAUAAUUGGGACCUUUAGUUGAUGUUAGUGCUGGGGAAGAAAUAGAAAUGUGUUUAUCAUCCUUAAAUCAGUUUUUGUCAUAAAUAGGUUAGGAGUGUAGAUACUGUUAAAAGUUUCAGAGUAGUACUGAUGUAUCUGUUGGCAUAUGUCAUUAUUACAUACAACAUAUUAAGAAGUUUUGAUGUAUACCUGAGUAAUUAAUAGCCUUUAGUUAUGCAGUUUCUUAUUAUAUGUACAUGGGAAAUUACAAUGGUAUAUACCAGACAUCUGAGUUCCAACAAUUUUGAUAUUUAUGGUAUAUUAUGCUGUCAUUUUUUAAAUAAUGGACAGUGAAAAUUAACAUUUGUUAACCAAUAACUGUGGGUGUUGAUGCUGGAAAUGCAGUAAACAAAGGACAAAGCUU